CAGGGGGCAGAGCCAGCGGCCGCCGCGCACCCUCAGCACGCAGCCGAUGCCGGGCCCGCCCCGCGCCAUGUUCCGCCGCGCCCCGCGCACCUUCCGCGCCCGGCGCCGCCCGGCCUCCAGCGGCAGCAGCAGCGAGGAGGAGCCGGGGGCUGAGCCUGACCCUGGCCAUGCUCCUGUCCCUGUCCCUGCCGCUGCCCCUGCCCCGCCGCAGGACCCCGGCACCGCCGCUGCGGAGGGGCCGCUGCCCGCAGAGCGGCCGGUGCGGGGCGGAGCGGGGGUGCGGAGCCGGGCGGGGGUGCUGAGCUUCGGGAGCGAGGAGGAGCGGGAAGGUGAUGAAGAACUUUUCAAAAUCAAAAAGCCGUCCUUCAAUGAAGUAACCUUUAGAAUUCAAAAGAAGAAAAGCCUGCUGCCUGCACAGAGAGAAGUAGAAGAAAGCAAAACAGAAAUCUGUGAUUUGGAGCCUGGAACUGGUAACAAUGAAGACAUGCAUGAAGAGGAGAAGGAGGAGGAGGAAAGUUAUUCUUCACAAAGUGAGGACAACAACAGCGCAGACUCUGAAAAUGAAUCCACUCCUCCAGGGAGGAGGAAGGAUUUAUCACCAGUUAAUAUCCCCAGUGCAGCUUGUGUUGAGUCUGCUCGGAGGAAACGUCUCUUAGCCAGGACACAGGCUGACUAUCUUCCACUGGAUGUUUCAAAUGGUCGUCAGGUUUCUCGGAGAAGAGAAAGCAGUGAAGAGAGUGAAGAUGAGCCUGAUAUGAAGAAUCUCAAUUUUGCUCCGAAAAUGAGAACUCUUAGGCAGAGAAUGACUGAACACAUGGUGUCUGUCAGUGAUGAGUCAAGUGAAGAUGAAGCACAAAUGAGGUGGGAAGAACAGCAAAUAAAGAAAGCUGUCAAGCUCUCUCAGGAAAUUUACAAUGAUGCUUCCCUGUGUAAAUCUCAACCAGCUAAACCCAAGUUUGAUACCUCUGUUUCCUUACCACCUGUGAGCUUGGAAAUUGUAAAAAAGCGACUGACUGAAAGGAUAACAUCAUUGCAGGAUGUGCACUGUGCCCACCAGAGGGAGUACGAAAAAUAUAUGCAGGACAUUGAAAGCUCAAAGAUGACUGUUGAGGAAUUAGAGAAGUCUUCAGAUGCUGCUUUGAAUUACAAAUUCUACAGGGCCAUGAAGACAUAUGUAGAAAACUUGAUAAACUGUUUGAAUGAAAAACUGAAAUACAUUAAUGAGCUGGAAUUGGCUGCACAUGCACUUCUUCAGCAACGAGCCAUGGCAGUGUUGAAACGAAGGCAAGAUGAGCUGAAAAUUGAAUCUGCUUAUAUUCAGCAUCUGACAACUGGGAAAGACAAACCAACUAACGGCGGAUUGGAAGAUGAUGGAAAGAUGGAGCUUCUGAAAGCGUGUGAACAUCGAAGGACUUGCAGGCGGCAGGUGAGAGAGCAGUCACAAAAAGCCGACCACCAUGAAGGCAUGUCAAGUGAUGAUGAACUGACUCCAACAGAAGUGACUGAAUUCCAGAAGAGCAAAGAUAACAUUUUAGAGGAUAGUAGGAAAAUCUUUGAAGAUGUACAUGCAGAUUUUUGUGACAUCAGAAAAAUCCUGUUGAAAUUCCAGGAAUGGAAAGAGAAGUUUCCUGAUUCUUAUUGUGACGCUUACGUCAGUUUUUGCCUGCCUAAGCUUUUAAAUCCAUUGAUCAGAGUUGAGUUAAUAAAUUGGAAUCCUCUUGAGCAGAGUUUUACAGACCUGGGAGAGAUGCCCUGGUUCCGAGCUGUAGAAGAAUUCAGUAAUGCGAAAAACACAUCUGAAUCAAAACGGGAUGAUGAUCCUGAUCAAGAAGUCUUGCCUAGAGUGAUUGAGAAAACUGUUCUACCAAAAAUUACAGCAUUUGUACAGAAUGUGUGGGAUCCUUUAUCAACUUCACAGACUGAGAACCUUGUACAGCUUUGCAGAAAUAUCUUUGAAAAACAAGUUCCGUCCAAAAGUGAAGGCAGAAAAGCGAAAGAGGAUUUGAUUAACGAGGUUGUCCUAAGGAUGAAGAAAUCUAUAGAGGAAGAUGUCUUUAUUCCUCUGUAUCCUAAAAGCACUGUGGAAGAUAAAUCAUCACCAGGUUCAAAAUUUCAAGAAAGACGUUUUUGGUCAGCUGUUAAGCUGCUCUCAAAUGUUCUCCUUUGGAAUGGGAUUGUACAGGAAGACACGGUCCGUGAUUUGGGACUGAGCAAGCUGCUGAAUCGUUACCUUCUUCUGAACCUCUUAAACACACCACCAGGGCCGGAUAACAUAGAAAAGUGUAAUAAGGUGGUUGCGUGCCUCCCAGAAAGAUGGUUCGAAGAUCUUGGAAAUGGAUCAACUCUUCCGGAGUUACUGAACUUCUGCCAGUAUUUGCUGCAGUGUGCACGUGUGCUUCACAAGAAUAACCACAGUGAUGAAACAAAAGAAGUUAUUCAUCUGUUGGUGAAGGUCAAGGCUCUGCGUGUUGUUGAAGACUUCAUUGAAGAGUACAAACUUGAACAUCUUAAAUUCAUAAUUGGGAAGUAGGGAUUUUUGAAGCAGUGUUUAAAUUACUGAAACAAGCCUGAUAUUCACACUAAAAAAAGAGUUCUAUUUAAUUAGUGGACUCCGCCUACCCAAAGAUGUAGUGGUAAUCAGUUGACAUCCCUGUGUUAUUGUUAAAUACUUGAGGAGUUUUUUUCCAAAUAUAUUCUACUGCCAUCUACUCAUAAGUUAAGGAGUAUUU
Messenger RNA from Cygnus olor (mute swan), 2729 nucleotides. RefSeq names its product GC-rich sequence DNA-binding factor 2 (gene GCFC2). Gene Ontology annotation, molecular function: DNA binding. The record is from RefSeq and is a predicted model, not a curated record. Gene Ontology annotation, cellular component: nucleus. Lineage: Eukaryota; Metazoa; Chordata; Aves; Anseriformes; Anatidae. Bases 47 to 2530 code for a protein of 827 amino acids. The transcript has 18 exons. Gene Ontology annotation, biological process: mRNA splicing, via spliceosome.